GUCGGAGUGGUGAACCUAUGUGACGCAAAUGUACGAAUACGGUGUCAAUCAAUGCUGCAGGAUAAACGUGACGUCUUUCUGGGCCCAAAUCGUCAAUUUCGCUACAGAUUUGUGGACAUCGAUCGUGGUGAGGCAUGAGAAGAUAAAUAAGGCUAAAUCAACGUUGAAUCUAAUUAGAAUGCAAUCAAGCGUAGCCUAAAC
This is a messenger RNA of Strongylus vulgaris, 201 nucleotides long. NCBI's taxonomy places the organism in Eukaryota, Metazoa, Nematoda, Chromadorea, Rhabditida, Strongylidae. The record is from the annotation of a GenBank genome assembly.